This is a messenger RNA of Hippopotamus amphibius kiboko, 948 nucleotides long. Its product is annotated as olfactory receptor 8H1-like. Gene Ontology annotation, cellular component: membrane. The record is from RefSeq and is a predicted model, not a curated record. Lineage: Eukaryota; Metazoa; Chordata; Mammalia; Artiodactyla; Hippopotamidae. Gene Ontology annotation, molecular function: G protein-coupled receptor activity; odorant binding; olfactory receptor activity. Gene Ontology annotation, biological process: sensory perception of smell; G protein-coupled receptor signaling pathway. The transcript has a single exon. Bases 1 to 948 code for a protein of 315 amino acids.
AUGGGUAGAAGGAAUAUCACACAGGUGUCUGACUUCAUCCUCAUGGGACUGACAGAUUCUGAAGAGCUCCAGCUGGUCCUCUUUAUGCUGUUUCUCCUCAUCUACCUGAUCACUGUGCUUGGGAAUGCAUGCAUGAUGCUGAUCAUCCGCCUGCAUCUCCAGCUUCACACCCCCAUGUAUUUUUUCCUCAGUCACCUGUCAUUUCUUGACCUCAGUUACUCAACUGUCAUCACCCCUAGAACCUUAGAAAACUUACUGAUGUCCACUAAGUAUAUUUCAUACCUGAACUGCUUCACCCAAAUGAAUUGCUUUGUCUUCUUGGGUGGCACUGAAUGCUCUCUUCUCUCCUCAAUGGCCUAUGAUCGCUAUGUAGCUAUCUGCAACCCUCUGCAUUACCCAGUUGUUAUGUCCACAAGACGCUGCUGCUCCCUAGUCUUGGGAUCCUAUUUGGUUGGCUUUAUGAACUCCUUUGUCAGUGCGCUUUCCAUGAGCAGAUUGCAUUUCUGUGACUCCAAUAUAAUCUAUCACUUUUUCUGUGACCUGCCCCCAAUUUUAACCCUGUCCUGCACGGACACACAUGACAUUGAAAUCAUAAUAUUCUUUUGUGCUGGCUCAACCCUAAUCCUAUCUCUUAUCACAGUAUCUGUGUCCUAUGUUUCCAUUCUGUCUACUAUCCUGAAAAUUACUUCCAAUUCAGGGAAGCAAAAAGCCUUCUCUACUUGUGCCUCCCAUCUCCUGGGAGUCAGUAUCUUUUACGGGACUAUGAUUUUUACUUACUUAAAACCAAGUAAGUCCUACUCCUUGGGAAAGGAUCAAAUAGCUUCUGUUUUUUAUACUAUUGUCAUCCCCAUGGUGAAUCCACUCAUAUACAGUCUUAGAAACAAAGAAGUAAAAAAUGCUCUCAUUAGAGUCAUGCAGAAUAGAAAAGCCUCCAAGCAAUUCAAAUAA